Messenger RNA from Thlaspi arvense, 1512 nucleotides. The record is from the annotation of a GenBank genome assembly. Lineage: Eukaryota; Viridiplantae; Streptophyta; Magnoliopsida; Brassicales; Brassicaceae.
CUAGCGCACCGAGUUCGAUCAACGAUGAUGAUUAUGAAGAUGGAAGAGACGGCGAUUGUGUGGCCGCUGCUCCAGUCGGAUCUCCGGCCGAUCGAAGACGUUCUCGCGGAAUUCAACUCCAAGUUCCCUCGCCCUCGUCACUUCACUGUCUGCUCCUCUCUUUCCCUGCUCUUACAGGCAUUCCUCGAGUUAUCUUAUAUCAAUGCUCAUUUCGCUAUCCACUCAUUGUAUACUGGGAAUGAAUCAAAAGUGAUAAGAACUGUUUCAGGCGUGUACACACAUAGGCUAGGUUACAUUGUAAUUUCAGUUCUCAGAAUUGGGACUAAUCGAAAACGAGAUGUGGUUCUAUUUCAGGAUCUGAUGAUACUCCGGAGCACUGAUCGUCUAAUUGCAUUUGCUAUCAUGUACCAGUGUUACUCUUCCCAGAAACCAUCCGCCAACCCGUUUGUAUCUGAAAUGAUAAAUGCUGCUUGUAAUGAGCAAGCGGAAAAGUACGAGAGAGCGUUUCUACUCCACCUGUUACAAUGGAACAGUUACAACAACGCUAAAGAGAUUCUCAAACUGUCAGCUGUCGAUUACAUCAAAUCAUUUGAUCCUUCAACUCAUGAAUUUCCGGACCUAGGAGAGCUGCAACGAGAGUAUGGCAACAAAACCGAUUCUGGACCAUCGAGUCACAUUUUUGCAGAAUCUGCCCUCAAAACGCUAUUGCAUGAUCCUGAUGUUCCCCGUGGGUGCGAUCCUAACUCUCCAGAGUUUGAUGUGCAAUCUGGAGGGAAUUCCAAAAUUGGAUGUGGUGAUAGAGAUGAGGCCGUAGCUGGAAUAUUGGGAAGUUCGACAAAGGGGGGAUUAACUCCUAGGUGGAUCCGUCCAUGUCCUCCUAGAUACCCAGUUCAUCAGAGCGAGUUGCUUUGGAUUGAUCCUGAUAACAAGCAUGAGCUUGUUUGGGAUGAUAAAAUGUGUGCUGAUACUAGCAGAGGCGCGACAGUUAGAGACUUGCUUGUUAAGGGUUUAAAGGUGACACUUUCACCGACGGAGCAAGAGGACAUCACUUCGGAAUUGGCAAAUGAUCCAAAGCUUGUCUAUCACUGUGGAAUAACUCCACGGAAGCUGCCGCAAUUAGUAGAGCACAAUCCUCAAAUAGCAGUUGAGAUUCUCACCAAGUUGAUUAACUCCCCAGAGAUCGCUGACUAUUUUACAGCUCUUGUAAGUAUGGACAUGAGCCUGCACUCAAUGGAAGUUGUGAAUAGGCUCACAACUGCAGUUGAACUUCCCAAGGAAUUUAUACGCAUGUACAUCACUAAUUGCAUAUCGUCUUGUGAGAAUGCCAAGCAGCAAGACAAAUACAUGCAGAAUAGGCUUGUACGACUUGUUUGCGUCUUCUUGCAAAGUUUAAUUCGUAACAACAUCAUCGACGUGAAAGAUCUAUUCAUAGAAGUUCAAGCUUUCUGCAUUGACUUUUCACGGAUUCGAGAAGCAGCUGGUCUCUUCAGGCUCUUGAAAACAUUGGAAUGA